Klebsormidium nitens is the source of this 1476-nucleotide messenger RNA. The record is from the annotation of a GenBank genome assembly. NCBI's taxonomy places the organism in Eukaryota, Viridiplantae, Streptophyta, Klebsormidiophyceae, Klebsormidiales, Klebsormidiaceae.
AUGGAGCCCACUGGCGCGAAGCGAAAGCGACAGACGUACGAGCCACCCACCGAGCUGGGUCGGUACCUCCACCAUCCCGUCCAAAAGGAGUACGUGGGCUACCCUGACGGAAGCAUCUGGUCGAAGAAGAGUGGCGCUUUCAUUCAGGGGAGCUUGAACGGCGAAUACGUGCUGAUAAAUCUUGGGGACAAAAACGUUUACAGGCAUAGAUUCAUCUUCGAGAUCGCCAAUCAACGAGUUAUUCAACCCCUAAUGCACGUCGACCAUAUCAACGCAGACAAGACUGACAACUCUUGGACCAACCUUCAGGAAUUGACGAGCCAGGCACACGCGAUGAAAACAUCUGCGGAUAAUCCCAAGCGUGGUGCGAAGUGUGGAGUGACUUUGGGCCAAAAACUUGUCGCCACACACAUUGGCACUGGAGAAAAACUAAGUUUCAAUUCCCAAUGGCAUGCAGCGAGGGAGCUGGGUCUUCACCAAAGCAACAUCGGCAAACAACUGCGAGGCAAGUUGAAACGAGUGGGGCAGUAUACUUUCGAGGUGGCUUCUGCAUACAUGGAUCAGCAGCGGGACCUUCCGGGGGAGCAGUGGGAGGACGUGCCGAAGGACCUCGCAGUCGAGUACGGCUUCCAGCCCGGCAUCAUGAAGGGGAUCCGCAUAAGCAAUCUCGGACGCAUUCAAGACAAGAUGGGGAGACGCACCUUUGGAUUGGAGGUACCCUCGAAAUUCCCUGGCGACUGCUACAUGAGCACCUUCGUUGGGUCGUCGGUGCAAGGUCAGGGUAUCAUCAGCUGCAACAUCGCGAGCGGCGAGAAGAAGAGAUUUGCUUCUCAGUCUCAGGCAGCAAAGGAGUUGGGGUUAUUUCAGAGCAAUAUCUCCCUGUGCUUGAAAGGGAAACUCGCAAGUACAGAAGGGUAUACUUUUGAGAAGGAUGCAGAUUAUGAAAAUGACCAGGCAGACCUGCCUGGAGAGGAGUGGAGGAAGAUACCGGAAGACGUAGGGAUAGCUCAGGGCUUCUCGUCCAAGAUGCUGGCCGGCAUGCAAUUCAGCAGCGCGGGGCGGGUGCGAGACAAGCGCGGGCGCAGGACCUUCGGCACCGACCUGGGUUCGCACAAGGUGGUGAAGGUGGCCGACGGGCCCCUGAGCAAGAAAGCACGCGUCCACGUCCUCUGCACACUAGCAUUCCACGGCCCUCCCCCCGGCAAGGAUCACAUAGUCCAGCACAUCAACGGCGAGAACAGCGACAAUAGCCGGGAGAACCUGACCUGGGUCCACAAGACUGCACCAAGCGAUAGGCGUGGGACGGUCAAGGCGGUGCAGAAGAUAGAUCGUGAGAGCGGGGCCGUCCUGGCGACCUAUCAGAGCAUCAUGGAGGCAGCAGAAGCGAAUAAUAUAGCCCACAGGAAUCAGAUUUCGGACGUCAUUGCAGGCAGGAAGGCCACAGCAGGUGGCUACGGCUGGCAGUUUGCAGAUUGA